Messenger RNA from Volvox carteri f. nagariensis, 1248 nucleotides. It is a transcript of the gene lhcaB, whose product is annotated as light-harvesting protein of photosystem I. Bases 27 to 770 code for a protein of 247 amino acids. The transcript has 7 exons. Gene Ontology annotation, biological process: response to light stimulus; photosynthesis, light harvesting in photosystem I. NCBI's taxonomy places the organism in Eukaryota, Viridiplantae, Chlorophyta, Chlorophyceae, Chlamydomonadales, Volvocaceae. Gene Ontology annotation, cellular component: membrane. The record is from RefSeq and is a predicted model, not a curated record.
CCGGGGACCGUCGCACAACUAGCAAAAUGGCCACCAUGAUGAUGCGCUCUCGCGUUGCCGCCGGUGUGCGCCCUUCGCGCGCAACCGCCGUGCGGGUGUCCGCGUCGACCCGCCCGAUGUGGUACCCCGGCGCCACCGCGCCUAAGCACCUGGAUGGCACCAUGCUGGGCGACUAUGGCUUCGACCCACUCCGCCUGGGCACCAACCCCGAGCAGCUGAAGUGGUUCCGCGAGGCGGAGCUGACCAAUGGCCGCUGGGCAAUGGCUGCCGUUGCUGGCAUCCUGUUCACUGACCUGGUGGGCCUGCCGAAGUUCUGGCUGGCUGGUGCCGAGAAGUAUGCUCUGGACACCCCCACCCUGGCUCUGAUCGAGGUGGCUGUCUUCGCCGUUCUGGAGGGCAAGCGCUACGACAUCUACAAGAAGACCGGCGAGACUGGUUUCCUGUCGUUCGCUCCCUUCGACCCGCUCGGCAUGAAGAGCGAGGAGAUGAAGCUAAAGGAGCUCAAGAACGGCCGCCUGGCCAUGCUUGCCUUCGUGGGCUUCUGCUCUCAGGCGGCCGUCCGCGGCAAGGGCCCUAUUGAGUGCCUGACGGACCACAUCGCUGACCCCGGCCACGUCAACAUUUACACCUCGUCGGUGGGUCCGGAGACUGCCGUGACCGUGGCCGUGCUGUGCGUGCUGCCCAUUAUUAUUGAGGCCACCAAGACCCUGAACCCGGGCAAGGAGGCUGUGCCGUACUUCCCAUGGAACGAGCCCUGGAACAAGGUCUAAGCGAUGGCCUUGCCUGGCGCUGGGUUGGAGUCACCAUCGGGAGCUAUGUGCAUUUGUGUGCCGCCAACCGGCCGUGCUGUCGUCUUGGCGUCAGCCUCGAUCGUUUUACGUGGCUGUCAGUAAUCGCGGGUCCCUGUUGACGGAUUUGUCGGCUUGAGACCGGAAUGAGGGCUGUUUUGGGAUUUUGGGAUGCCUUGCGAGCUAGCUAUACACGGCGAUAGCGCGUGAGACACGCAGGCUUGACGGAGGCUCUCUGUGCCCUGUUGGUCCUGGACACAAAUCUUGUUGCAGGGUGGUAUGUUGGGUAGUAUGCACAUUGGGGGUGGUUCGUGGCGGGCAUCAACGAUGUGCGCUCGACAUCCGGCCAAGUUUUGCUGUGUGGAGCUGUUUGUGGAUGCAUAGCACAUCGGGGUGUUGCUAUCUUCCACACAUGUGUAAGCUGAAAGGAACAUAUACCGCUUGCAAGCCCAAGUUACAG